Molecule: messenger RNA, 2015 nt
Organism: Erigeron canadensis
Lineage: Eukaryota; Viridiplantae; Streptophyta; Magnoliopsida; Asterales; Asteraceae
Product: delta(24)-sterol reductase-like
Exons: 3
Coding region: 138-1838 (566 amino acids)
Biological process (GO): steroid metabolic process
Cellular component (GO): cytoplasm; membrane
Molecular function (GO): FAD binding; oxidoreductase activity, acting on the CH-CH group of donors, NAD or NADP as acceptor
Source: RefSeq, a predicted model, not a curated record
CUCCUACUCCACUCACUGCUGCUGCCACUCAGCAGUGAUAUCUAUCUAUAUCUAUACUCUCUCUUAAAAGAUUCGACCCGUUUCCUCUUCUUCCAUUUCGGAUCCAUUCUUCAAUUUUUGGAUCAUAGUCUUGAGUAAUGGCGGAUCUUGAGGCUCCAUUAGUGCGCCCGAAAAGGAAGAAGGUGUGGGUGGACUAUUUUGUCCAGUUUAGAUGGAUUCUUGUUAUCUUUGUGGUACUUCCCAUCUCUUUCACCCUCUACUUCCUUACGUAUCUUGGUGACGUUAGAUCUGCCUGGAAGUCCUAUGAGAAACGCCAAAAGGAACAUGAAGAAAACGUCAAGAAAGUUCAGAAACGUCUCAAGGAAAGGAACCCGUCAAAAGAUGGUCUUGUUUGCACAGCCCGAAAGCCCUGGAUUGCAGUUGGAAUGAGAAAUGUUGACUACAAACGGGCUAGGCAUUUUGAAGUUGACCUUUCGGCUUUCCGUAACAUUCUUGAAAUAGAUCAAGAAAGAAUGAUUGCUAAAUGUGAGCCAUUGGUCAAUAUGGGUCAAAUCACACGAGCUACUUGCCCAAUGAAUCUUGCUCUAGCUGUUGUUGCUGAGCUUGAUGAUCUAACUGUUGGUGGGCUCAUAAAUGGCUAUGGAAUCGAGGGAAGCUCCCAUUUGUAUGGUCUUUUCUCUGAUACCGUUGUGGCUUAUGAGAUCGUUCUAGCUGAUGGCAGAGUGGUUCGAGCCACAAAGGACAACGAGUAUUCCGACCUUUUUUAUGCAAUUCCAUGGUCUCAAGGAACUCUUGGGUUACUGAUGUCAGCUGAAAUCAAACUUAUUCCCAUCAAGGAAUACAUGAAGCUAACAUACAAACCCGUUAGAGGCAAUGUAAGAGAUCUUGCACAAGGGUACAUUGACUCUUUCGCCCCUCGAUUUGGGGACGAUGACAAUGAAAACACACCCGACUUUGUUGAAACAAUGAUUUACAAUCCUCAUGAGGGCGUUUGUAUGACUGGAAAAUACGCUUCCAAAGAAGAGGCUAAAAUGAAAGGGAAUACAAUCAAUAGUGUCGGUUGGUGGUUCAAGCCAUGGUUUUACCAACAUGCUGAAACAGCUUUGAAAAAAGGAGAGUUUGUGGAAUACAUACCGACUAGAGAGUAUUACCAUAGACACACUCGGUGCUUAUACUGGGAAGGGAAACUUAUCCUUCCUUUUGCUGAUCAAUUUUGGUUCAGAUAUCUAUUUGGCUGGUUGAUGCCCCCAAAGGUUUCUCUUCUUAAGGCCACUCAAGGUGAAGCCAUCAGAAACUAUUAUCAUGAGAUGCAUGUUAUUCAAGAUUUGCUUGUUCCCCUUUACAAGGUCCCUGAUGCCCUGGAAUGGGUCGAUCGUGAAAUGGAGAUUUAUCCCCUUUGGCUAUGCCCACACAGACUCUACAAGCUCCCAUGUAAGACAAUGAUAUACCCUGAGCCAGGGUUUGAGCAAGAAUGCAGGCCAGGUGAUACAGAGUAUGCACAAAUGUACACAGAUGUUGGAGUCUACUAUACACCAGGACCCGUGUUCAGGGGUGAGGUAUUUGAUGGUGUUGAGGCGGUUCGUAAAUUGGAAACUUGGUUGAUUGAGAAUCACGGAUUUCAGCCACAAUAUGCUGUUUCAGAGCUUGAUGAGAAGAAAUUCUGGAGGAUGUUUGAUGCAGGGCUUUAUGAGCAAUGCAGGAACAAGUAUGGGGCCGUUGGAACUUUUAUGAGUGUGUACUACAAGUGUAAGAAAGGUAAAAAGACCGAGAAGGAGGUUCAAGAAGCCGAGAAAGCUGAAGUAGAGACAGCUUAUGCUGAAGUUGACCAGGCAGAAUAGAUACCCAGAUUUUGGUCUGAGAUUUUUGGCGUUAUACCGCUGUUGUUCAAGAUUUUAGUUUGCUUGUAGUCAUUGUCCUGUCUUUCUCUUUGUUUGCAUUGUUUAGGUGUUGGUUUCAUGUGGACCUUCACAUAACUUGGUUUCUUUAGCAUCAGAAAUAGACUUGGGUUCAUUUUA